CGUUGCAAAACUCAACGGGCACACUGAAAAAAAGUGAAACAAAAUUCACGCUAUUAUUAUCAAAACAAAGUGCAUUUCUGGAUAAAACGGGGACAACAAGACUAUGAACGCGACACCAUCCACACCUGCCAUUCCGGGAACACCUGGAACGCCAGGCAGCCUGGCCAUGGAAGUGGCCCGCGUCCAGAAUUCGGCGCUGGCCGAGUUCAAGAAGCCCACGGCGAUGGUGCGCCCAAAGAACAAACCGAAGAUCCUCACGGAGGAGAAGUACAUCGAGGAGAUGUCCAAGAUCAUCCAGCGCGACUUCUUCCCAGACCUGGAGCGGCUGCGGGCCCAGAACGACUUCCUGGACGCGGAGUCGCGGCGUGACUUCGUCCAAAUGGCCGAGAUUCGGGAGCGCUACAGUCUGGGCAGGAUUCCCGGGACGGGAAGAAGCUCCAGCCGCAGGAGCAACCAGCGGAACAACGCCAUGUCCCCGGCCACAUUUGAGACGCCAGUCAGCUUGGCCAACGGCAGCAACACUCCGUUGCUUAAUUCCCGGGCCACAGACACCCCGUUGUCCAGUGCCGGCUCCGAAAAAAGUGCCGCCGAGGGUGGAGACAACACCUCGAAGCUCUCCCUCGACGCCUUCCUACAGAACUACACCAGCGAGGAUAACCAGAGCUUUCAGGAGAUCAUCGAAACGGCGGAGGCGAAGCUACGCCAGAAAUACGCCGUGCUCUACAACCACGAAAAACUAUCCGCGGAGCAACUGCAGCGCGCUCUAAUGCUGCCCAGCAUUGAGAAGCAAUUCGAGGAACCGGAUCCGCUGAGGAAAAUCGAAACCUGGAACUACACCAACAUGAACUCUGUUAUGUACGUGCCCGAUGGCGUGGAGUACACGGAGGAAGAGCGCGUCCAGGCGGCGGAGCGCAAGCAGAGCAUCCAGCACAAUGCCACCAGGCUGCCGGAAGAAGCCAAACACCGGGACCCGGAGGGUAAAAGGCCGGACGAAGUGCCCGCGAAUGGGGCGGGUGAAUCCACGGCCACGCCGAGGAUACGUGGAUUCGAUCUGCUGCGUUCACCAUCACCGCGACCCGGAGAGGCCUUCUCGCCCAUCAUGACCUGGGGUGAGAUCGACGGCACUCCGUUCCGCCUGGACGGUGGCGACACUCCUUUGCGGCCCACGCAGGGACCCUCGUUCCGGAUCAACGAGAACUCCCGGCGCGAGAACAUUGCCAUCGCGCUGGCCGAGAAGGUCAGCGAGAAGAUGCGCAAUCAGAAGCAAAUGGCCCUGGACACGGCACGUCGGAACAUUGGAUCCCCACUGAUACGCACCAAUAUGGAACGCCUGGCCAGCAUGUCGCCGGCAGCGCAGCUCCUGGCCACGGGGAAGCUAGGUCUCCGGGGAACGCCCAGAUUGUCGCACACACCAUCACCGCUGAGCGCCAGGAGGCGUAAGAUUACGCCCGGAGUUGUGAGGAACACGGGCACGCCACUGGGACCACCGAAACAGCAGUCGGGCAAGAUCAGCACUCCCGCCAAGAGCUCCACCAUUGAUACGGGCUCCACGCUGACGGACGAUCUGCUCAAGAUACCCACCAAGCGACGCUCGGCUGCCGAUUUCUUUUAGCACAUAAAGUCUGCCCAGUUCACGUUUAGUUUCAUUGUAGUACCUCAUAAUCUUAAACCUUUAUUAUUUAUGGCAUUAAACGUAGCUAUAAAACCAAA
This is a messenger RNA of Drosophila rhopaloa, 1710 nucleotides long. It is a transcript of the gene Es2, whose product is annotated as splicing factor ESS-2 homolog. Lineage: Eukaryota; Metazoa; Arthropoda; Insecta; Diptera; Drosophilidae. The coding region runs from base 104 to 1612 and encodes 502 amino acids. The record is from RefSeq and is a predicted model, not a curated record. Gene Ontology annotation, cellular component: catalytic step 2 spliceosome. The transcript is spliced from 2 exons.